CUUCAAAUUACUUUAUAGGAGAAUCUAGCUCAAGGUAAUUAAAUAACAUACGUACCUUCUAUACUGUCUAUGAUUAAGUAAUGGUUUCUUUAAAAAUAUGAUUUCCCGUAAUCUUAUAUAUAGAUUAAAAUAGGUUUUAUCUUUUCCUGAUACAUAUGAAUUGCAUUGAUUAUGUUUGAUCUUGAUUUCUAAUAUAUCCUUUUUGUUUCGCUAUAUUAUGAAUUUGGAUGAGAAAAGUUCUGGGUUGCAUCAACGACAACACGAGGAGAAAGAAGUGGAAGAGUUCAAUCCAAGUGCAAAUAAUUUCAACCCAAGCCCCAAUGAAUCCAGUAGAUUUACUUCUGAUUUGAAUGAAAUUCCUCAAUAUUUAAUUGGAUCAACAAGGGAUAAGACAGGCACAAAUAAGCUGAACCCUGCAAACAAUGAUGGGGUAAAACUGAAAAGAUGUGUGAUACAACCAAAGUUAUACACUUGGGGCAAGCGGAACAGAAGCAACAGAAUACAGAAGAUGAAUGGCAGGUGCAAGAACAACAAAAGAAAAAUAAUGAGGACCAGUCCAAUAUUGAUGUCCAGGAAGGGAUCCAAUUCUGUCUCCAAAGGGUUUAGAUCUUCAAAGUUCUUUAAAGGUGAAUCUAGCUCAAGAUACUCUAUAAUCGAUGAAGAGCAUAAGGAAGCAUACUCCAAGGGAUUUAAAUCUUCAAAUUUCUUUAUAGGAGAAUCUAGCUCAAGUUCUGGGUUGCAUCAACUACAACACGAGGAGAAAGAAGUGGAAGAGUUCAAUCCAAGUGCAAAUAAUUUCAACCCAAGCCCCAAUGAAUCCAGUAGAUUUACUUCUGAUUUGAAUGAAAUUCCUCAAUAUUUAAUUGGAUCAACAAGGGAUAAGACAUGCACAAAUAAGCUGAACCCUGCAAACAAUGAUGGGGUAAAACUGAAAGGAUGUGUGAUACAACCAAAGUUAUACACUUGGAGCAAGCGGAACAGAAGCAACAGAAUACAGAAGAUGAAUGGCAGGUGCAAGAACAACAAAAGAAAAAUAAUGAGGACCAGUCCAAUAUUGAUGUCCAGGAAGGGAUCCAACAAGUGCCAUCCAACAAUUAUCCAAAAAGGACUGGGAAGCCACCUAUGUGGCUCAAUGAUUUCAUUAGAUGAAAUAAACUUAUCUAGUAUGGAUGAGAGCAAAUAUAAUUAGUAAGUUUUAUUUAAUUUAGUUUGACAUUAUCAUGUUAGUGGAGUCAUAUAUAUCUUGUUUUUGUAUUUAUCAUGAUUGAUUGUCAUAAUAGUUAUCUUAAGAGUGGAAUCAUACAUAUAUAUCUGGCUUUUGUAUUUCGGAAAAUAGCAGAGAAUAAUAUUGCUCUCCAUAUUCUCCUUCUUGCUA
This is a messenger RNA of Mangifera indica (mango), 1375 nucleotides long. RefSeq lists its product as uncharacterized. Bases 218 to 1189 code for a protein of 323 amino acids. The transcript has 3 exons. The record is from RefSeq and is a predicted model, not a curated record. Lineage: Eukaryota; Viridiplantae; Streptophyta; Magnoliopsida; Sapindales; Anacardiaceae.